This is a messenger RNA of Amphimedon queenslandica, 2066 nucleotides long. RefSeq names its product heat shock 70 kDa protein 12A-like. The transcript is spliced from 3 exons. Gene Ontology annotation, molecular function: ATP binding; ATP-dependent protein folding chaperone. NCBI's taxonomy places the organism in Eukaryota, Metazoa, Porifera, Demospongiae, Haplosclerida, Niphatidae. The record is from RefSeq and is a predicted model, not a curated record. Bases 40 to 2022 code for a protein of 660 amino acids.
GAGGCUGUCUUUAACCAACAAAAGUGGAGUUGAUCUAAAAUGGCAUUAGCUGCUGAUGAAGUCCUUGCUAUUGGUUCUCAAACCUUUCCAUUAAUUCAAAAGCAAUUACGUCCACCAGACUACAAGCCUCCACUUUAUAGAGCUAAAAAGGUUCCUCGUAAAAAUACUAACUAUCGAGUUACUGGAGGAAACAUUGCUGCUAUUGACUUUGGUACUACAUCAGUUUCACUGGCCUACACUACCAAAGGAGAUGAUAACGUCAAUAUAUUCAUUCUUGAUGCUCAAGAGAAAGCUGCAAGGGAUACCAAUGCUGUCCUCUUCAAGAGGAAAGAAAAAGCAAUAUCAGUGAAAGCUUUUGGGAAUACAGCUAGAUCUCAGUUUACAACAAUGAAAAAAGCUGAAAGCUAUGAUCAAGAGAAUAUAUAUUUUGAAAGAAUUAAAAUGAUAUUAAAAAGAGAAGAAAAUGUUGACAGGCAGACACUAGUUGAGUCAUUUUCUGGUGAGAAGUUUUAUCUGAUUGAAGUCAUUGCCUUCAUACUGCAGUACUUGAAGGACCAGUUGAUAGACCAUCUCUCUCGCAGUGCUAUACCAUUGAAGACAACAGAUUUUGAUUGGGUCAUUACUGUACCUGCUAUAUGGGAUGCACGAGGAAAAGGAAUGAUGAGAGAAGCUGCUUAUAUGGCUGGUCUAUUAACAGAGUCUAAAAGAAUCAGUGAGUUUACUCCUAUCUCAAGUAGUCCUUUACCAGUACCAGAUGAAGUUAAUCCUGAUAAGCUAUCACUAGCAUUAGAGCCUGAGGUAGCAGCUCUUUAUAGUCAGAAAAUGAUAGCAGAGCAGAUCAAACGCCAACCAUCAGCAGCAGCUAUCAGUCAUCCUACAGAGUAUAUGGUGAUUGAUGCUGGAGGAGGUACAAUAGAUAUCACUGCUCACGUUGAAGUAGAUGGAGGUAUUGUAGUCCAGAAUGUACCUAUUGGUAAUGCAUGGGGUGGUACACAGGUCAAUGAAGAGUUUUCUAAACUACUUCAAGAAAUAGUCAGUGACCCCGGCUUUGAAAAAUUUAUUGCUUCAGGAGAUUGUACUAAAAAUCAUGCUACACUAAAUAAAAUUGUGUAUACUGAAUUUGAAAAGCAAAAGGUGCUUUUUGGUCAAGGAAAAAUAGAAGAAAUUGCAGUAGAGCUUCCAAGAAUCUUUUUACGGUUUUAUGAAGAAGCUCUUAUUGAAGGAGUAGAAAAAAUGAGUGGCACAGAUUACAAUCCAGAUGAAAAUGACACACUUUACAUUGAUGAAAGUGUUGUAGAGUCUAAGCUGUUUGGUCCUGCUAUCCAAGGCAUUAUUGAUUGUACAGUGGCAGCUGUUGAUAAAAUCAACAACUGCCCCAGUACAUUUUACCUGGUUGGUGCUUUUGGAGGGUGCAAGUACGUUCAUGAAAAGGUCAGUGCUGCUCUAGAAAGUUACUAUCAGUCUAAAGGUCACACUGACACAUGCUCUGUAUUGAUACCUCCUACUCCUCACUUAGCUGUUGCUACUGGAGCUGCUAUGUGGCGUAAAAAUCCUGAAAAAUUCAAAGCAAGACGAGCUGAUGCUACUUAUGGAAUAGGAGUUUCUGAUACAUUUAAUCCUGAAAAGCACAAUGAGGCUUAUAAGUAUUAUAAUGAAGACCAAAAAGAAUACAAAUGUGAUUACAUAUUCAGCAUUUUUCUAGAGAAAGGAGAAUUAGCUAAAGCUGAUGAGGUAGUUACUGAAACCUUUUUUCCAAGAUAUUUAGGUGAUACUAGAAUGAGAAUUAGAAUCUACUCAACACCUGACUUUGGGAUUCAGUAUUACACAGAUGAGAAGAAGGAAGUAUUUCUCCCUACUAUUGGUGAACUAGUCAUCAAUAUUCCUAAUCCAGACAACAUGCCACUUAUACAGCAAAUAGUUGAUGUCACAAUAGAUGUAAGUGGUACAGAGAUACAAGCAAAAGCUUGCUAUCGUGUGACUGGCAAAGAAGUUAAAAUAGUCUGUGACUUUCUUUCUACCUAGUCUUGGACAAAAAUUAGUUUUCUAGUAUUAAAUUUAGCUAAUAA